Molecule: messenger RNA, 1983 nt
Organism: Leishmania mexicana MHOM/GT/2001/U1103
Lineage: Eukaryota; Euglenozoa; Kinetoplastea; Trypanosomatida; Trypanosomatidae
Exons: 1
Coding region: 1-1983 (660 amino acids)
Molecular function (GO): protein binding
Source: RefSeq, a predicted model, not a curated record
AUGAGCGCCCCUCUCACGGAGCACAACCUCUUCAGUGCCCUCCGCGAGUACACCUCGAGGCUGGAGGUGCAGUACAUGAUCGAGGAGGAGGUGAAGAAGUUCCAGGAGAAGGUGCUGCCGCGAGUCUUGUCUGAGGCCUUGACGACGGCGUCUCAUGCAGCAGCAGCGGCGGAAUCAACCGCAGGCGGCGAUGCAGCAGGAGCAACGAGUCGAAACGCCUCCUCGUCACCGCCAUUCAAUACCGAGGCGCCGUCGCACGCCACCGCCACCCCAAACUCCGAGUGGGUUCGAACGUUCCUCAAGGCACAUGUCGAUGACGUGCUCAGCCGCCAGCUGCCCCCCAUGAUUGUGCGUGAGGUGCAGCAACAGCUGCGCAAUGCAAAUGGGGGUGGACUGGCUGCAUCUUCGUCAUCUGGCUCUCCGCCGGGCGGCGAGUCGUCGGUACCGCCAGCGGCUGCUCGAGCACGUGCAGGCUUGCCGCCGCUCCCGCCUUCUCCGCAUCCCUCACGGUCACCACCGCGUGAAACGACCCCCGUGCCGGCAGCGAGGAGUACACCUGAGCAUCGGGGGGACGGCAACAGAGACGUAGCCCUGCUCGCCCCUGCCGCCGAUGACGAGGGUCGCCGGCAGCGCAAACAGAUCCUCAACGCCAUCGCGGAUAUUGAGCAUCAACUACAAGACGUGCAGCGGGAGCUCAACGAGGUGGUGCACCAGCAGCGGCUGUCCCGGUGCCGCUUCGAAUACCUCUGCGAGACACUCCAGGGCACGGGCUUGUCUCCAGCUGCGGAGAGCACGCCGUCGUCGCUGUGCGUGGCACUGGAGCAGGCGCUGGAUAAUCGAAAGGCGGACGUCGUGCGAGCGCGUCUCGCAGCCAUUCUGCAGGGUCUGCUGCCACCGCCGACCGAGCCGCACUCUGGGAGGGGAGCGGCGAUCCACAAUGAGGCUGCCCUAACACCCGGUAACUCGUCAUCGCUGGCGCCGCAGGACGGCCGGCUGUUGUCUGCCUCUCUCGCCUCCGCUAAGUCCUACGCCGUGCCGAGUUCCGGCCACAACACCCCGCCGCAGCUGCCGGAUCGCUCCCCUUCAUGCCUGCGCGGUGACGUGCAGUCCCCACCUCUCGUCCCCAGUGGUGCCGUCGAAGCACCGACGCCGCUGCCCCGAAACUCGUCGCGAAUGGCUCCUGUAAACUCGGCCCCCGCGUCUGCGCGCAGCCUAACAGACGCCCGUCACGGCGAUGCGUCAGGUGCUGCUGCUGCUCUAUCGAAGGCGCACCGCUCCAUCACGACACGCGGUACCGCAGCGUCAGCCGCAACCACCAAAGCCGUCUCUCUACCGCCGCCGCCGUCGGCGUUGGUGACGACCGAUGAGACAGCCCCACCCCCUCUACCUGUACUCCGUCAGCAGUCUCAUGCUCGACCCGAUGCGGGUGGGGCAGUCUCGCGGCCGGCGCCUCUGCCACAGGUUUGUGUUGACCCGAGCAUGCGGGAGAGGGCUGGCAGGGACACGCACGCAACGGCCUCGAUGGGAAUGGCGGACGGUUCUGCCACGGCCGCGACCACCACUGUCCCUCCUGCGAACUGCACGGACCCUUCCAACGCUUGUCUCCGCAGCGCUCUAUACCACAGCAUCCCAUCCUCCUCCAUCAACUCUAUCGCCUCGUCGAGGGAGGCCGCCGCUGCUGGCGGGACGCCCCGCGCGGUGGUGCUGGGUAUCAACGCUAUGGAUAUCCUCCCUGGCGUGCUACCCGGCGCACUGAGCCGACAAGGGGCAGUGCGCGUGGAGUCUGUUACCCCGCUGCAGUUGGCGGAGCGCGCCGGCUUGUGUCGCGGUGAUGUUCUACUUUCGGUGGCGAAUCGCCCCGUCGGCAGCUGUGAGCAGCUGCGGGCUGCGCUAACAGCCGUGCGGGCGACGCAGCCGUCGGUGGCACUGGAGGUCUACCGGCACGCAACUCAAGAGAUUGUCUUCUUCACUCUGCAGCUGUAG